AUGAGGGUGUCCUGCUCCUCUGAGGGAGGGGACAGUCCUCAGUACAGCUGGACUCUGGAUGGACGCACACUGACAGAUGCUGAGCUCCUUUCUGGAAAUAAUGAGACUAACAACAUCACUCUGAAACAGAACGUCUCAGGAAAUCUGGUCUGCUCAGUCAGGAACAACGUCAGUAAUGUCUCCAAAGAAGAGAGAAUAUUGACCUGUGGCUUCAUUUUCAUAAACUGCACCUUAAUCAAUGGGGCACAGAUAUCACGGUGGGUGUAUGAAGCCAACAACACUCUGUGUAUUAAACCAACAAUCACAACUAGAGGCAGUACUGUCGGUGAUGAGACUGGAGUAGUGUCAGUUAAAAACAGUAUAACACCCUUUAAUCAAACUGCCUGCAGCGAUGGCACGUGGCACAAUAAUAAGUUCUUGCUUAUGUGUGGUUUGAGAGCAGUUGUGGUAAUUCUCUUGUUAACUGGGAUUUGUACCUACUUCGCUUGGAAGAAAAAGAAAAAUGAAAAAGCUGAAGUCUCUGCUGUCCCACAAAUGAGAGGAGAUCCAGAGGACUCUGUUCUGAUGAUUGAAAUGAGUUCUGCAACUUACGCCAACACCUAGUUUCACCUUUUAUCUACUGAAAUUUGACAAAACAACACAUUUUUUGUUUUUACUCUUCACAACAUAUGUUUCUCAGUUUAGCAGCUCAUAGUGAUUUUUUUGGGUGUGGAAGCUUUGAUUAGAAAGGUAGUGACUUUAAUCUGAACUACUUUUUUUACUUAAGGUAAAAUUAGUCAAGUCUCUCACAUGAUUCUAAUUACACCUUACAAAACUGUUGUUGCCAUUGUGACAAACAAUAAUUGCAUAAAGCCUUUAAUAAGAUUAAAAGCAGGAGCUUUAAUUUAAUCACUUUCUGCUGCUUUGGUAAGCUGUCCUUUUAUGUGUCCUCAGUUUAUCUAAGAACACUUUUGCUAACAUGUACAUUACUAACUGGAUUAUUAAUGACUUUUGAGAAAAAAACAAAACCUCAUCAGAAUGUGGAGGUGUGAAGCUUCCUUCUGCUGCUUCACAGAGGUGUUACUGUUGCAAUACUUCUAUGUUCAGUGAAACUGUUAAACAAAACAUUAAAAUGUUUAUCGAAAAUAAUGAUCAAUUAAAACAAACAAAACGGACAUCCAAAGCAUCCUGUUUCUUGUAUCAUAAGGGGUGUGUGUUUUGGAUGAAAUAUUCUAACCACAUAAAUGCAAACGAGAGGAGGAUGGCCUGAGACACUUUAGUCAGCUUCAGAACAGGAACAUUAAAGUGAAAAUCUAUGAAGCUCAGAAAAGUGUGAAUCAACAGCAUAGUGUAAAUGUAUUUUAUCACCAUACGUAGUGUUGCCAUGAAACAACAUUAAAACCAUCAAUUUCACAAAAAAUGUAGCAAACCUUUUUCUA
Messenger RNA from Pelmatolapia mariae (spotted tilapia), 1418 nucleotides. RefSeq lists its product as uncharacterized. The coding region runs from base 1 to 603 and encodes 200 amino acids. The record is from RefSeq and is a predicted model, not a curated record. The transcript is spliced from 3 exons. NCBI's taxonomy places the organism in Eukaryota, Metazoa, Chordata, Actinopteri, Cichliformes, Cichlidae.